AUGGUUCUGACCGCUGCUCAGGAUGAGUGCUAUGUUCUCAAGAAGUCCUCAUCCUGCCCCCGUGGUUGGACUGAGUACAACAACCAAUGUUACUUCUAUGUUUCUACACCCUUAGCCUGGGGUGAUGCUCAGAAAAACUGCCAGUCCAUGAGUGCAAACCUUGCAUCUGUACAGAGCCUUACGGAAUACCAGCUGAUUCAGAGGGUGAUAUUUGAUGGGAGUAGAGCUAAUGGACGAACAUGGAUUGGUGGUUCUGAUGGUCAACAGCGCAGUUCCCCUACGCCAUCACACCUCCUCCAGGCUUCCCAGUGGGAACCGGGCAUGUAG
Pelmatolapia mariae (spotted tilapia) is the source of this 327-nucleotide messenger RNA. Its product is annotated as ladderlectin-like. The record is from RefSeq and is a predicted model, not a curated record. The transcript is spliced from 4 exons. NCBI's taxonomy places the organism in Eukaryota, Metazoa, Chordata, Actinopteri, Cichliformes, Cichlidae. The coding region runs from base 1 to 327 and encodes 108 amino acids.